AAUAUCACAAUUACAACCACCGAGAUUUACAACGCAACCAUCAUCAUCAGGAUCAAUAGUUAGUGAAGGACGUACGAAAAUUUUACAAUGUCAUGCCUUAGGUUAUCCACAACCAAUGUAUAGAUGGCUAAAAGAUGGUAUACCAGUUGGUGACUAUUCAACUAGUCAAUAUUAUAAAAUUCAUAACACAAGACGUGAAGAUGCCGGAAGUUAUCAAUGUAUUGCAAAAAAUGAUGCCGGUUCAAUAUUUAGUGAAAAAAUUGACGUUGUCGUUGCAUAUAUGGGUAUAUUUGAGGAUUUAACAGAAGGACGUAUAACAGUACAAUCAGGUCAUCCAGCUGUAUUUAAUUUACCACCAAUUGAAUCAGUACCAAUACCAUCUGUAAUGUGGCAAACAGAAGAAGGACCAUUAAAUUAUGAUAUUAAAUAUGCAGUAGUAUCAAAUUCAAAUCAAUUAAUUAUACUUGGUACAGAUGAAGAUGAUCGUAAAGCGUAUCGUGCACGUGCUAUAAAUACACAAAUUGGUAAAGAAGAGAAUAGUGCAUUUAUACAUUUAAAUGUAACUGGUGAUCCAUAUAGUGAAAUAGCACCAGAAAUUAUUGUACAUCCAGAAUCAAAAAAAUUAAAACGUGGUGAAGAAUCAUCUGAAUUACAAUGUAUUGCAAAUGCCAGACCAUUACAUGAAGUUGAAACAUUAUGGUUAAAAGAUGGUAUAUUAAUUGAGAAUGCUGGUAUUGCAUAUACAUUAAAUGAUCCAUGGAAUCGUACAUUAGCAUUAUUAGCAGUUAAUUUAACGCAUUCAGGUGAUUAUGUAUGUCAGGUACGUUUAAAAAGUGGUGGCUAUCCAAUUGUAACAUCAACAGCAAAAAUUAUUGUACAAGAGCCACCAUCAUUUUUUAUACAAAUGAGAGGUGAAACAUUAGGUGAAUAUGGAGCACAAGUAAUAUUACAAUGUGAUGUUAUUGGUGAGCCAGCACCACAUGUAACAUGGUUUAGAAAUGCAGAAGCUGUUAACUUAUCAAGUGGAAGUUAUCAAAAAAAGGACGAUAAUUCUUUGGUAAUUAAAAAAUUAACAAUGGAUGAUUCGGCAAUGUUUCAGUGUCUUGCUUCAAAUGAUGCCGGUGAAAAAUCAGCAUAUACGUGGUUAAGAGUUAAAAAGACCCUAGGUAAACUAAAUAAGGAUAUUUAUAAUCCAAAAUUUAUUACUACUGCAACUGCAACCACAGCUAGUUUAAUUGAUAUCACUGCCACUAAUAUUUCUACCACUAAUAUUAUUACUACUACUUCAGCUACAACUACUACUACUACUACUACUAGUAAUACUAAUAUUAAUAUUUUAACUAAUUCUAAUACAAUUAAUUUAUAUAAUGGUAGUUUGAUAAGAAAUAAUAAUGGUAAUAGCAAUAAUAAUAAGAAUAAAAAUAAUAAUAAUAAUGAAAAAAUAAUUUCAAUGCCAAUUAACAAUAAUUAUAAUUAUGGUAUAAAUUUUAUAAUAAAAAAAAAUGAUAGUAAUAAAAAAUUGUAUAAUGUAAAAAAAAGAAUAAGAAGAUUAGCGCAACCAAGAAUAAUAAGGGUGAGAGCAUCAAAUACUGGAUCAGGUUCUAGACGAAAGCAGUUUCAUUUCGCAACAACCCCAAUUAUGGAAAUUCCACCAAAAAAUGUUACCGCUUUAGAUGGUAAAGAUGCGACAAUAACGUGUAAAGCUGUUGGUGCACCAGCACCUAAUAUUACCUGGGUAUAUAACGAAACUAAACUCGUUGAAAUAACGAGCCGUUUUCAAAUUCUUGAUUCUGGUGAUUUACUAAUAUCAAAUGUACGAGAAAGUGAUGCUGGUUUGUAUUCUUGUGUUCGAUCAAAUGAAGCUGGUACUGUAUCUGGAGAAGCAUAUUUAAGUGUUUUAGUUCGAACACAAAUAAUUCAACCACCAGUUGAUACAACAGUUUUAUUAGGUUUAACAGCAACAAUGCAAUGUAAAGUAUCAAGUGAUCCAACAGUACCAUAUAAUAUUAAUUGGUAUCGUGAAGGUCAAACACAAACACCAAUACAAAAUUCACAAAGAAUUAAAGUACAAUCAGAUGGUACAUUAGAAAUACAAGCAGUUAGAGCUGCUGAUGUUGGUUCAUAUUUAUGUGUUGUAACAUCACCAGGUGGUAAUGAAACAAGAUCAGCACGUUUAAGUGUUAUUGAAUUACCAUUUGCACCAACAAAUGUUAAUGCUGAACGUAUUGAUUCUGUUAAUCAACAACGUGCAAUAAAUGUAUCAUGGACACCGGGUUUUGAUGGAAAUAGUCCAAUAUUAAAAUUUAUUGUACAAAGACGUGAAGUAUCUGAAUUAGUAACAGGAGAAUUUUCAGGUCCAAUACCAGAUCCAUUUUUAAAUUGGGUUACAGAAUUAAGUAAUGUUUCAUCGAGCCGUAGAUGGAUUUUAUUAACAAAUUUAAAAGCGGCUACCACAUAUCAAUUUCGUGUUAGUGCUGUUAAUCGUGUCGGAGAAGGUUCACCAUCUGAAGCUAGUAAUAUUAUUGAAUUACCACAAGAAGAAUUACCGCUUGAAAGAGCACCCUCUGGACCACCAGUAGGAUUUGUGGGUUCAGCACGUUCAUCAUCAGAAAUUAUUGUUCAAUGGCAACCUCCAUUAGAAGAACAUCGCAAUGGUCAAAUAUUAGGUUAUAUUAUUCGAUAUCGACUCUAUGGUUAUAAUAAUAGUCCAUGGACUGAAAGAAAUAUAACAAAUGAAGCACAACGUAAUUUCUUAAUACAAGAGCUAAUAACAUGGAAAGAUUAUGCAGUACAAAUUGCUGCUUAUAAUAAUAUGGGUGUUGGUGUAUUUACUGAAGCAGCAAAAAUUAAAACAAAAGAAGGUAUACCAGAAGCACCACCAACUAAUCUUAAAGUUGUACCAUAUAAUUCAACGGCAGUUAAGGUAUCAUGGAAACCACCAAAUCCACAACAAAUUAAUGGUAUUAAUCAGGGGUAUAAAAUACAAGCAUGGAAAUAUGAUAUAAAUGAGGGUGAAGAAUAUGAAUGUGAAGCAAGAAUGAUUACUGUUCCACCAAGUUUAGUUGAUCCAUUAGCAGAACAAACGGCAAUAUUAGAUGGUUUAGAUAAAUUUACAUCAUAUAAUGUUACAGUUUUAUGUUUUACCGAUCCUGGUGACGGUGUACGUAGUGAUAUGAUACCAGUUAAAACAAUGGAAGAUGUUCCAGAUGAAGUUGCUUCAUUCAAUUUUAUGGAUAUUUCAGAUAGAGCUGUUAAGGUUGUAUGGUCACCACCACGAAAUAAAAAUGGUAUAUUAAGAGGUUAUCAACUUAGAUAUCAGGUGAAAGAUACACCAGAUACACUGAAAUCAUUAAAUUUAACAGCUAAUCAAACAAAUGUAAUGAUAACACAACUUCAAGCAACAACACACUAUUGGUUUGAAAUAACAGCGUGGACUAAAGUUGGUCCAGGUCCAGCAAAAACUGCAACAAUACAAUCUGGUGUUGAACCAGUUCUUCCACAUGCUCCAACACAACUUGCUCUCUCUAAUAUCGAAGCAUUUUCAGUAGUUUUGCAAUUUACACCCGGUUUUGAUGGAAAUUCAUCUAUUAGUUUAUGGACGGUACAAGCUCAAACUGCUCGAAAUCAAACAUGGUUUACUAUAUAUGAAGUACAUGAUCCAGAUGCAACAACAUUAACCGUUAUCGGAUUAGUCCCAUUUACAUCAUAUCGAUUAAGGCUUAUAGCAACAAAUGUAGUAGGCCCAUCAGAACCAUCUGAACCUACAAAAGACUUUCAAACUAUACAAGCCCGACCUAUGCAUCCACCUCUCAAUGUUACUGUUAGGGCAAUGAGUGCUACUGAAUUAAGAGUACGUUGGAUUCCACUUCAGCAAACAGAAUGGUUCGGUAAUCCAAGAGGUUAUAAUAUAACAUUCAGACAAAUUGAUUCAAAUGACAAGAAAAUGACUGCUCCUAUGAGUGUUUUGAUUGAAGAUCACACUGCGAACUCACAUAUUUUAGAUCAUCUUGAAGAAUGGACUGCGUAUGAAAUUUUAAUGAACGCAUGUAACGAUGUCGGUUGCUCUAAAGACAGUCCAAAAGCUAUAGAAAGAACAAGAGAAGCAGUGCCCUCAUUUGGCCCGAUUGGGGUAUCUGCAAAUGCUACAUCAUCAACUACCAUUGUCGUAAGAUGGAAUGAAGUUCCAAAAGCUCAUCGAAAUGGGCAAAUUGAAGGUUACAAAGUUUUUUAUGGUGCUUCAAGUCGAAAUGGACUUGUUUUACAUAAGACUAUAUCAAAUAACUCUUCGUUUACUACAACUUUGACUGAACUGAAAAAAUAUGUAGUUUAUCAUAUUCAAGUACUCGCUUAUACAAGACUUGGGGAUGGCGCACUUAGCUCACCACCAGUACGUGUUCAAACUCAUGAGGAUACUCCUGGAGCUCCCUCAAAUGUAUCUUUCCCAGAUGUUACAACAUCUACGGCAAGAAUUAUUUGGGACGUUCCAGAAGAGCCUAAUGGAGAAAUUUUAGCUUAUCAAGUAACAUAUUCAUUAAAUGGAAGCUCGAACCUAAAUUAUUCUCGAGAAUUUCCACCUUCCGAUAGAACAUUUCGAGCCACACAACUUUUGUCCGAAAAGUAUUAUAUGUUUAGUGUAACAGCACAAACCCGACUGGGUUGGGGAAAAACUGCUUCUGUUCUAGUUUAUACAACUAAUAAUCGUGAUCGACCGCAAGCUCCGUCUGCUCCUCAAAUAUCACGUAGUCAAAUUCAAGCUCAUCAAAUUACAUUUAGUUGGACUCCUGGUCGAGAUGGAUUUGCACCAUUACGUUACUAUACAGUUCAAAUGAGAGAAGAUGAUACUAAGUGGACAUCUUUACCUGAACGAGUAGAUCCAACCGUUACAUCAUAUACAGCCAUCAAUUUAAAACCACAUACAACAUAUCAAUUCAGAAUACAAGCAACAAAUGAUCUAGGUCCAUCUGAUUUCAGCAGAGAAAGUAUAACUGUUCGUACACUACCAGCAGCCCCAUCAAAGGGUGUAUCUGGUUUAAAAGUAGUACCAAUAACUACAACCAGUGUGAGAGUGCAUUGGAAUCCUUUAGAAAAAUCACUUUGGAAUGGUGAUUCAGCUACAGGUGGUUACAGAAUCCUAUAUCAACCUAUUUCGGAUUUUCCAACUGGCUUGGAAGCAACACCAAAACAAGAUGUUAUGGGAAUAACUUCAGAAUCUGUUAUUUUAGCAGAUCUAACACAAGACCGAAAUUACGAAAUAAUUGUCUUACCUUUCAAUUCUCAAGGAACAGGGCCGCAAACCCCUCCAGUAGCAGUAUAUGUAGGUGAAGCUGUUCCGACUGGCGAACCUAGAGCUGUUGAUGCAGCACCAAUUUCUAGUACAGAAGUUCGAUUGCGUUGGAAACCACCAAAACAAAAUAUGCAAAACGGUGAUUUGCUUGGUUAUAAAAUUUUCUAUUUAGUAAUUGAUUCACCACAAGAAUUGGAAGAGGGUCGAAAACAUGAAGAAGAAAUUGAAGUAGUACCAGCUACUACAACAACACAUAGUUUAGUAUUUUUAGAUAAAUUUACAGAGUAUAGAAUACAACUUUUAGCAUUUAAUCCAGCUGGUGAUGGUCCCAGAUCACCGGCGAUAGCUGUAAAAACAUUACAAGGAUUACCAGGUCCACCACAAAAUUUAAAAUUUGAAGAUAUAACAAUGCAAAGCUUAAAAGUAUCAUGGGAUCCACCAAAAAUGAAAAAUGGAGAAAUUUUAGGUUAUCUUGUUACAUACGAAACAACAGAAGAAAAUGAAAAAUUUAGCAAACAAGUAAAACAGAAAGUCACUGGCACUAAUCUGAUAAUUCAAAGUUUAGAAGAAGAAGUCACAUACACAUUUACCGUACGUGCUCAAACAAUUGAUUAUGGCCCUGCAAUUAGCGGUAAUGUUACAACAGGUCCACAAGAUGGAUCACCAAUAGCACCAAAAGAAUUGAUUUUAUCAAAAACUGUAUCAAGUGUUGAAAUGCAUUGGGUAAAUGGACCAUCAGGACGUGGUCCAAUUCUUGGUUAUUAUAUUGAAUGUAAAAAGAGAGAAAGGCAACCUAGUUAUUUCUAUGAUGCACGUUGGGAAACUAUAGCACGUACAACAAGCGGACCAAUGCAAGAAUUUAUUGUUAGUUAUCAAUCAUUAUUGCCAUCAACACCAUAUACAUUUCGUGUUAUUGCAUAUAAUCGAUAUGGUAUAUCAUAUCCAGCAUAUUCAAAAGAUUCAAUUUUAACACCAUCAAAAUUAUAUUUGGAAUAUGGUUAUUUACAACAUAAACCAUUUUAUCGGCAAACUUGGUUUAUGGUUGCAUUAGCAGCAACAUCAAUUGUUAUUAUAAUUAUGGUUAUUGCAGUACUUUGUGUUAAAAGUAAAAGUUAUAAAUAUAAACAAGAAGCACAAAAAACAUUAGAAGAAUCAAUGGCAAUGUCAAUUGAUGAAAGACAAGAGCUUGCAUUAGAAUUAUAUAGAUCUCGACAUGGAGUUGGUACUGGUACAUUAAAUAGUACUGGUACUUUAGGUCGUGGUACAUUAGGUCCAUUAAAUAAAAAAGCACCACGUCCACCACCACCGGCAGCAUUAGGUAAAAGCCCACCAAGACCAUCACCAGCAUCUGUUGCAUAUCAUAGUGAUGAAGAAAGUUUAAAAUGUUAUGAUGAAAAUCCAGAUGAUAGUAGUGUAACAGAAAAACCAUCUGAAGCUAGUUCAACUGAUUCUCAACAUUCCGAAAGCGAAAAUGAAAGUGUUCGUUCUGAUCCACAUUCAUUUGUUAAUCAUUAUGCCAAUGUUAAUGAUUCAUUAAGACAAUCAUGGAAAAAACAAAAACCAGUAAGAAAUUAUUCAAGUUAUACAGAUUCAGAGCCAGAAGGUAGUGCUGUUAUGAGUUUAAAUGGUGGUCAAAUAAUUGUAAAUAAUAUGGCGAGAUCACGUGCACCAUUACCAGGUUUUUCAUCAUUUGUUUGACAGUCAACAGAAUUUUAAAAAAUUAAAUCGAUAAAAAAAAACGCAUACACAAAAAUAUUACUUUUUUUUUUUUAAUUAUAAAUAAAUUAAUUGCAUUUAAAUUAUAAUUUCUAAGAAAAUUAAUUAAAAAUUAAAAUAAAUUGUAUUAAAAAACAAAAAAAAAAAUUAUUGUUUUUAGAAAAUGAAAAAAAAAAUUGUAUAAAUAUAUUUUUGUAAAAGUAUUUUGUAUUUUUGUUUUUAUUUUUAUUGUAUUUAUGUUUUUUU
Molecule: messenger RNA, 7246 nt
Organism: Condylostylus longicornis
Lineage: Eukaryota; Metazoa; Arthropoda; Insecta; Diptera; Dolichopodidae
Gene: sdk
Product: protein sidekick
Exons: 16
Coding region: 116-6982 (2288 amino acids)
Biological process (GO): cell-cell adhesion
Molecular function (GO): protein binding
Source: RefSeq, a predicted model, not a curated record